CGCUUUCUCAGUCUCUCUCUCUCUGCACACGCGUAUCAUCUGUCUGUGGAGAGGAUGUUCACCGACGGGUUGGACGAGGGCGCAAUCAGCUGGGUGAAGCAGGGAUCAGAGGUAGGAGAAGCACCUCCUCGCUCUCCUUUAACGGAGAAGCCCAGCGGAGUAGACCCAUUUCCUAAAUCUCCUCUAGGGUUCAGCAGCAACAGUUACAUGUCAACCCACAUUUUACCUCCACUGAAAUUUCACUCGGGUCUUCUCACGCCUCACAGCGUCAUAGCUCCCCAUCUGGGAAAAGGCGAUGACGAUUUGGGAAGUGAUGAGGAAAGUGUGGCUUCUACCCCGGAUGAUAUGGAUUGCUCCUACACUGAUGAAGAAGACGAUUCAUUGAAGCCAGUUCUCCACCGAUACGAUGAGGAAGAAGUGUUUGGCCCUAUGCCCCACGCGAGAGUAACAUCCGGCACGGGGCGAACUUUGAACAGAGGGUUGGCGAUGGAGAAUCUCAAAAUUGAAGUGCCCGGGACUUGUAGAAGACAUACAUCAGAUGGAGGAUUAGGAAUGAGGACCUGUGCUCCGAGUGGUCUGACAUCGGCACCUGCGAGCAGCCAUAUGCUUCGAGAGCGAGUUCUACUACGCAAUAGAAACAUGACUCAUGUGAAUGUUGUGGAAAGUGGCGUAUCAGAUUUGGGGACUCCUAGUGCACCUCCUAUACUGGAUGAUGGAAUUGAAGAGAAGAGCUUUCAAGCUGAAAGUGAACAUGAGGAAGCUUUCAGAGGAUCAGUAGAUGUCGCCAAGACUGGUAAUGCACUACAUUUUUCUGAGAACUCGGAGUUUGUUGAAGAUACAGCAGAUUGGGGAGCAAGUGAAAUACUUGAAGAGAUCGGCGAAAGAGUGAGAAAUACCAUUCAGGAUGAGAAGGAAGUACAGAUAUCGCAUCAGCAGACAAACUCACUGGAUCAUUCACCUUAUUACAGUGCCAGCGGUCAAUAUGCUUGGCAAACACUUGUAGCAUAUGAUGCAUGUAUUCGCUUAUGUCUAUAUGCAUGGGCAAGGGGCUGUACAGAGGCACCUGAAUUUCUGCGGGACGAAUGCCUUGUCCUGCGCAAUGCGUUUGGACUACAGAAGUUUUUGUUGCAUCCAAGGAGUGUAAAAUUAAAAGAAGGGAGCAGGACAAAGAGUAUGCAGUCUUGCCCUUUGAAGGGAAAAAAGAUUGUUGGCAAGAUAAGAGUUGAAGUUAGAAGACUUCGAAUUGUCCCGAGGAGGAAGCUUAAGAGCGCAUAUUCGCAGCGGAGUGCCAUGUAUCUGCAAGCAGGAGCAGAGUACGUCAGACACGUUUCCUCGCUUGUCAAAACUGGAAUGAAUUCUCUUAAACUGGCCUCAUUCACAAUCACACCAGAAGAGCCCCUUGCGUGCUUGUUCCAACUCAAGAGUUCUUCAGAUGAUCCUCAAGCUGAAACCGAUUCUGGAAUUUGCUUGCACCCUGGAUGUGGAGAUUACCAUGUUUUCUUCCCAGAGAGUCAAGGGGAUGCUCUUCUGGUGGAAGUGCAAGAUACGAAAAAGUCCUUCCUUGGUCGGGCCACCAUUCCAGUUUCAUCCUUGACUGACAACCCUAGUGACAAACUACGAUGGUGGCCGAUAUACCAUGAUGAUCAUGAAUGUGUGGGGAAGAUCCAACUUUCCAUUGCUAUCACUAGUACAUCUGACGAGACUCACCAUAUAAAGAGUGGACCUGUCGUGGAAACUUUAGCUUACGAUUUAGUGCUCGAUGCUGCUAUGCGGGCACAACAUUUUCAUUCUCGGAACUUGCGAAUUUAUGGGCCAUGGAAGUGGUUGUUAGCUGAAUUUGCAAAUUAUUAUGAAGUGUCAGAAUCAUAUACUAAGUUGAGAUAUCUUUUGCAAGUUAUGAAUGUGGCAACUCCAACAAAAGGCUGCUUAGAGCUUGUGAAUGAAUUACUUGUACCCAUUAUAAAGGCAAAGGGUGAGAAGAACCUGACAAGGCAGGAGAAAGGUAUUCUCCUGGAUUGUGAAACCCAAAUCGAGGGUCUAAUUGCAAGUGUUUUCGAGAACUACAAAUCGCUCAAUGAAAACUCAGCCACCGGUUUAGUAGACUUGCUUGGGUCAACGCAAGAAUCUGCUGCGCCAGCUCUUGCUCCUGCCGUCCAAGUUUUUACCCUCCUUCAUGAUAUUCUUGCUGUAGAUGCACAGAAUAUGCUGAGGAACUAUUUGCAGACUGCUGCUAAGAAGAGGUGUUGGAAGCAUAUGUUAGAGACGGAUGAAUUCGUGUCAAGCAACUCUGACACUUUUCUAGUUGAUCAAGUCACCAUAUCGACAGCAUAUCUUAAGAUGAAGAAUUUGUGUGUCAAUUUAAGUAAUGAGAUACAAGCAGAUAUCAAGAUCCACAACCAGCAUAUACUUCCAAGUUCAGUUGACCUGUCGAACAUUGCAGCUGCUGUGUACAGUACCGAGCUAUACAGGAGGAUUAGUGCUUUUCUUGCUGCAUGGCCUCCAUCUAGUCCACUGCCACACGUAAAUGAACUCUUAAAGGCCACUGCUGAUUUUGAGAGGAAUCUCGAGUCUUGGAACAUCAGUCCAGUGCAGGAUGGACUUGACUCGCGGAACUUGUUUGACGGUUAUAUUAUGGUGUGGGUACAGGAUAUGCAACAGAACUUGCUGGAACUCUGCAAAGCAGAAAAGGUUCCAUGGUCAGGAGUAAUGACAAAUUAUUUCACCUCGCCUUUUGCGGAGGAGAUGUAUGAGAAAAUGAAAAACGUUCUUACUGAGUAUGAAGUAGUGAUCAAUCAUUGGCCGCAAUACUCUCUCAUUCUGGAAAAUGCCGUUGCGGAUGUGGAACGGGCAAUUAUAAAAGCACUGGAGAAGCAAUAUAAUGAGAUCUUGACUCCGUUAAAAGACAGCAUCCCAAAGAGGCUGAAUAUGCAAGUUCAAAAGCUGACAAGACGACAAUCAACAGCAGUAUAUUCUGUUCCCAGCCAGUUGGGGAUAUUCCUCAACACCAUAAAGAGAAUACUAGAUGUUCUACACUGUAGAGUGGAGGACAUGUUGAAGUGUUGGGCAUCCUACGUACCAGUGACUGGAGAUAAGAAGUCACUGUUCGGAGAACAGAUGAAUGGAAUCACAGUUCUGCUGAGAACGAAAUACAAGAACUACUUGCAAGCAACAGUAGGAAAGCUUGUCAGCCAUAUGCAAGAAAACCGCAGCACACGGUUGAAAAGGAUUCUAGAAGAAACAAAGGAAGAAGAUGGAGAGGUUGAGAUCCGUGAAAGAAUGCAAAUGCUGAGUUCCCAACUCAUUGACUCGAUAACGAACUUAAAUGAGGUCUUCUCAAGUCAAAUAUUUGUCGCAACAAGUCGUGGGCUAUGGGACCGGAUGGGUCAGAUUGUUUUGAAGUUUCUCGAGGGCAGGAAAGAAAACCGAGUAUGGUAUAAUGGAUCGUAUUAUGCUCUUGUGAUAUUGGACGAUACAUUUGCUUCUCAAAUGCAACGAUUAUUAGGAAAUGCCCUUCAAGAAAAGGAUCUUGAGCCCCCUCGCUCAGUGACUGAAGCUCGAUCAAUACUCUGCAGAGACACCGCAAAUGCUGCAGAUUCAUCGAGUUAUUUCUAUGUGUAGCUAUUAUGUCAAUUUUUUGGUUAAUCGGUCAUUUGUUCAUUUUAGCAGAGUGUACAGGACCACAUUUUAGAGCUCAAAUAUCACUAACUUUAUUUUUUGUCAAUAAAGGUUCAUUUUCUUGUUGUUG
Rhodamnia argentea is the source of this 3745-nucleotide messenger RNA. RefSeq lists its product as uncharacterized. NCBI's taxonomy places the organism in Eukaryota, Viridiplantae, Streptophyta, Magnoliopsida, Myrtales, Myrtaceae. Bases 55 to 3618 code for a protein of 1187 amino acids. The record is from RefSeq and is a predicted model, not a curated record. The transcript has 22 exons.